Messenger RNA from Paramecium octaurelia, 636 nucleotides. Lineage: Eukaryota; Ciliophora; Oligohymenophorea; Peniculida; Parameciidae. The record is from the annotation of a GenBank genome assembly.
AUGCAAACAUUAUUAUAAACUUUUCAACAGAAAUUAUCCUCGUCUUUUUCAGUUGUUAAAGAAUCUACUCCCCAAAUUUUGUUUGGCAUAAGUCUACUAUCUUGUUUAUACCUAUUAAAUUAAUAAUAAAAAGAAGAAAAACUUGUGGAACCUGAAAAGACAGAAAAAAAAUAAAAAAAAAAAGCAUCUAGCCAAAAAAAUCUGGAUGAUAAUAAGCCUCAACAAAAUGAUGUGAUACAAGAUCUGGUAUGAAUAGUUUAAUUUAAAAGAAAAAAAGCUAAAAGAAAUUAAACAAAAAAAUGAACAAGCAAUUUGAUGAUUCAAUUGACUACACAGAAGAAAACAUGCCUAGAUCACCUGAUUACAGUGUGAUUUCAGAAAUAGAUCAGAAAUAUUUCUUAGAGAUGUUUCAAAAUUAAAAAAAAUCGAAAAGGGCCUACUAAACGGAUUGCGAAUCAACACCUAUUAUAUCAUUAAGAGGGUAUGUUUUAUAAAAGAGAUUUUAGAUUUAGAAGAAAUUAAUAAUUAACAGGAGAAGACGAUAAAAAAGGAGAAGAUAGGUUGUUUUAUAUUCUGAAAUAGCGUGUCAUUGAAUAAGAGGAGAAGGAAAACGAAAUUGAUGAAGAUGAUUAUUGA